AUGCGUCCCGGCGCACGGCUCUCCGCGGGCCCACUUCUCCCGCCGCCCGGGCCCGGGAGAGCGAAGUUUCUCUCCCGCUCGCGGCGGCGGCUCACGGGCCGCCUGGCUGCGGACGAGUCGGAGGCCGCCGAAACGAGAGCCGGAGCCGGGACCUGUUACCCAGGGCGGGAAACCAAAAAAAAAGAAAAGCCGAGUGAGGACCAGCGGGGCGCGACCGGCCUCGCCUCCAGGAGGGAGAGCGCGGAAGGGGCAGGGAGCCGCUCCCGCGGCCGCCCGGCUCCGCGCCUCCCAGAGGGGAAGGGAGCCCCGGCCCCGCUCGCCCGGCGGGACGCAGAGGAUUCCCGCGGGGGAGCCUGGGCGCCUCCAGCGCGCCCGCUCCGAGGCGUCCCGGCCCCGCCGGCCCCACGGCGCAGUUCCCGGCGCGGCGGCGGCAGGACCGCAAAGGAGGGAACGCGGCUCCCGGGGCCGGGCGGCCACCCCGCCUCAUCCCCCCGUGGCCAUGGCGCCGGUACCUGUCGCCGUGGCGGCUCGCCCGCUCUGUCGCUCUGCCUCAGCCGCGCGCCGCCGGCUCCUCAGCCCGCCCAGCAGGCCGCCCGCGCGCCGGACGCCGCCGCCGGAGACUGGCAGCGCCCACGAAGCGGCCCGAGUCCCCCCGGGCAGCGCCCGGCGCAGUCCCGCCCCCGCGGGCCGCAGGACCCGCCUCCCAUAGGGCCCUGGGGCUGUCAGUCCGCCCCCAAAAGCCGCGCGGGCUAUCGCUCCUCCCGUACCGAUUGGCGGCCGAACGCCGUCCAUGCAAAUAAGGCCCCGCCCCCGGCCAUUUGCACCUCCGCCUCGGUGUAA
Molecule: messenger RNA, 840 nt
Organism: Rangifer tarandus platyrhynchus (Svalbard reindeer)
Lineage: Eukaryota; Metazoa; Chordata; Mammalia; Artiodactyla; Cervidae
Source: the annotation of a GenBank genome assembly